CUCGACUGACCGAGUUCUAUUAUCAAAUUAAAAUGUCUUUCGUAAGAUUAGUCAUUUCUGCUCUCGCCCUCAUAGCUAGCUGUAAUGCUAGCGGCGUCGGACACAUAGCUCCUCUCUUCAAGUCAUUAUCCGUGGUGCGGUACGCUCCAUUCUACAACUUCCCGAACGGAGCGAGAUCAAUACAUGCAGUGGCAGCCCCGGUUGCAGUGGCUCCUCCUGUAGUGGCGCGAGCACCAGUGUUUGCUGCCCCUGCACCUGUGUUCCCAGCGCCUGCUCCAGCUUUCCCAGCACCUGCUCCAGUAUUCGCAGCGCCUGCUCCAGUUCUACCAGCGCCAGCUCCAGUAUUCGCAGCACCUGCCCCAGUGUUCCCAGCGCCACCUCCGGCUCCAGUAUUCGCAGCACCAGCUCCGGUAUUCCCAGCGCCCGCACCGGUAUAUCCAGCGCCCGCACCGGUAUUCCCAGCGCCAGUAUACCCUAGAAUUGCUCCAGCUUUUCCUUCAGCGCCGGUCUUUGCUCGUGCCGUACCUGCGUUACCUACAGCUCCAUUCUCACCUAUUGUAAGGCCUGUGGCUGUACCCCAACCUGCCCCAUUGUUCGCGCCAGCUUACGCCCCCGCUCCCGUUCCCGUAGCUAGAGCACCUAUCGGCGUAUCUCCUUACGGCCCCGUACCCUACGGCCCUGCGCCCAUCCUCAAACAGUUUGCGUGGAAAUGAAU
Spodoptera exigua (beet armyworm) is the source of this 715-nucleotide messenger RNA. The record is from the annotation of a GenBank genome assembly. NCBI's taxonomy places the organism in Eukaryota, Metazoa, Arthropoda, Insecta, Lepidoptera, Noctuidae.